AUGCUGCUGCCGCUGCUGCUGGUCGGGCUUCUGCUGCCCGCGGCGCUGGGGGCCGCUCCGGGGGUCGGGGCGCUUCGGGAGCUGGACGCCGGCCUGGACCCUGCGGCCCUGGAGGCGGCUCGCUUCGCCCUGGAGAGCUACAGCCGGGCAGCGGAGCAGCGCGGGGGGCCGGCCCGGCUGGGGGCCAUCCGGCGGGCGCAGGCCCAGGUGGUGAAUGGGAUCAAGUACUAUCUGGAUGUGACCCUGCUGAAGUCAUCGUGCGGCCAGCAUGGAUUCACAAACCAGGAUGUUGCCAUCUGUGAAAAUUCAGUGGAGCCGGAACAAAUAUCUUGUCACUUUGAGGUCUGGAGUCAGCCAUGGAUGAACAGACAGAAGCUGGUGAAGCAGGAGUGUCGUCCAGCUGAGCCAUCAGAGAAGGUCCAAAGUGUGGCACUCCUGGAGCCAGAGGAGCCAGCUCAUGCCAAGACACCAGAAGAGCCAGUUCACUUAGAGGCCCUUUCCCAGAAUGCAUCCGUCCAGCUGAUCUCGCUGUUCAAAGACUUCCUGACCACCUACAAGAAGAGCUACAAGGAUGAAAGAGAGACUGAGAGGCGUUUGCAGAUCUUCGCGGAGAACCUGGAAAAGGCUCGGACGAUCCAGGAGCUGGACCAGGGCACGGCCGAGUACGGAGUCACCAAGUUCAGCGACCUGACGGAGGAGGAAUUUCGCUCCCUGUACCUGAAUCCGCUGCUGGCUAAACUCCCGGUCCGGCCCAUGAAACCGGCUGUCAUCCCCCGCGACCCGCCUCCUGCCGAAUGGGACUGGCGGGAGCAUGGAGCUGUCACGGAAGUCAAGGACCAGGGUAUGUGUGGCUCCUGCUGGGCUUUCUCUGUCACUGGCAACGUGGAAGGACAGUGGUUCCUGCGCCGGGGGUCUCUUGUCUCACUGUCGGAGCAGGAGCUGGUGGACUGCGAUGGACUGGACCAUGCCUGCGGAGGGGGGCUGCCUUCCAAUGCGUAUGAGGCCAUUGAGCGGCUAGGCGGCCUAGAGACAGAGGGUGAUUAUAGCUACGAGGGCCACAAGCAGCGCUGCAGCUUCUCCACCACCAAGGUGGCCGUCUACAUCAACAGCUCUGUGGAGAUCUCCCGGGACGAGACCGAGAUCGCGGCGUGGCUGGCGAAGAACGGACCCAUCUCCAUCGCACUCAAUGCUUUCGCCAUGCAGUUCUACAGGAGGGGAGUCUCCCACCCCUUCAGGCUCCUUUGCAACCCCUGGAUGAUUGAUCACGCCGUGCUGCUGGUGGGGUAUGGGACACGUGAUCGCACCCCCUUCUGGGCCAUCAAAAACAGCUGGGGCAAGAACUGGGGCGAGCAGGGCUACUACUACCUGUACCGGGGCAGCAGAGCCUGCGGGAUGAACACCAUGUGCAGCUCAGCUGUGGUGGACUAGACACUGCAGGACCUCCCCGCCCCACCUCCCUGUGAAUCCCCCCCUCUGUGUCUUGCUACACUGCCCACAGUCACUGCCCUGGCCCCCAGCUUCCCUAGAGCAUAGGAGAGGGACUUGAGAAGGGGGAAGGGCCCUGGCUAAGCUGGGGGAGAUGCCACAGUGUGGAAAUGCAAAGGGGGUGGGGGAGAGACUUAACUUGGGGCUGGCUGAUCAGCAGGAUGGGGGAGGCUGGGCCAUGCCAGCAGGGGGUGCUCAUGCAUGCAUCUUGAGCCCAGCAGGGAGCCCUGGUCUGCCCCCUGCCCUGGAGAAUGCCACCCAGCAAGAGCUGGGCUAGGAUUUCCACUGCAGAAUUUGUCCUUAUGGGCCAUCUCCCAGGGCUGCAUCUUUGCAAGCUUUCCCACUGCUGAGGCUCUUGGCUUUCCCCCCCGCCAGCUGAGGUCAGUGGGACAGACUUCGUGGGGUGAAAGGCCACCUAGAGUGGGAUGCUGGAGGCACUGGAGCUGCACCCUAAUCUAUGCUCCAGUCCCUUGGGCCUCCUCCAGCCAUGGGUCUGUGCAAUACCCUGGAACGAGGUGCCGCUCAUCUCGUGUUCCUCCCCCUGCCCCGCUGAGCUGGAACCAGGGGUCCUGGCUCCCAGCACCAGGGUUGCUUUUCAACCCAUGCUCCGAAGGCAGCUCGCUCUCUGCUGGCAGAGAAACGAUCCCACCCCCCCAGGUUUGCUUUCGUUGGUGGAUUCAACACAGUCCCUGCCAGCUGUGCCUGUUCCCAUCAGGCUGGGGGGGAGGGCACUUCACUAAUUUCCAUCCUUGGCCUUAAUUCUGAUAUGCUGCCCCUAGCUGGAGCUGCUGCUUCUCUCUGGAACAAGGGCUGGGCCUGCUGGUUUCCAUUUUUCUAUCCUGCCUGGCUGGGUCUAUUACAGGGAAUCACUAAUGAUUAGCCUAAAGAUGGGGCAUUAAGCCCAUGAUACUGACCAGUCUCUAGAUUCCGCACCCCUCCCCCCAAAAAACAUUUUUGCUCCCAUCUCAUGUCUUGGGGCAAGGGUUUAAAAAGCUUCACUUUUGGGGGCGGGACCUUGGAGGAGCCUGGGUUUGCAAAGGACAGGCCCUUGGGUCACACCCCCGCCCAGCUGUGGCUUUUGGAAAACAGGAAUUGCAGUGUGCCAGAUUCUCCUGGCUCUCAGGGAAACACAGGCUGCUUUGAAGGAUCGGACACUAGACUGCAGGAUACAGCCAGGUUCGGCCCUAAACCAAGUGGUUCCUCCUGUGAGAAGCAGCUUCGGGGCCCCCCCUCCAUUCGUUAAACUUUUGAAGACUUUACAGCACCCCAAGCCCAGCAUCCCAGGCGAUUGCCCACCCCUAAAUCCAGCCCUGGGUACAGCCAGCUACUGCUUAGCUGGGAUUUCCUCCCCUGGCUCUCCAUGGGCUCUCCUUUCACUACCAGUCCUCCCUCUGGGCUCCCCUUACAGGGCAGAGCAGAAGAAAAGCUCCCUUAUAUUCCAGAGCUCAGCCCUGGCACCAGCUCGCAUGUGAGCAGGGCUGGCCAGCCAGGGAAGCUCUCUUGGAGGCAGCAGUUCUCCGGGAGGGUGGGGGAAAUGCAGCUUGGAGCACUGCAUGCUGGGAGUUGUAGUCCACCCAUGUCACACGGCUCUGAGCUAUGAGAAUCCAGCUAUCCUUUAAUGCCAAACUGGCUUUCCCAGGUUCCCAGACAGGAGCGUUAAUAUUCUCUCUGGAGCUGGUCAGAAAAUGUUUGUUUGGUUUUUUAGUGAAAAGAUCUGAUUUUUUUUUUUGCAAGAACGCAAAAAAAAAUUGAUUCCGCCAAGCUGGGCUCCUUGGUCAGACUACAUCUCCCAUGAUGCAUUAUAGUUGCUCCUCUUGCUGGCUAGCCCCAGUGCCUCAUGGGAAUUGUAGUUUAGGUGCUUCUUGUGCCCAUUCUCCUCUAUAGACUGGGAUCCUUCCUCAGACUAACUUCCCAUGGUACACUGUGCUCUCCCCUUUUGGGGAGGCAAAGUUGGUGUAUCAUGGGAGAUGUAGUCUGGGGAACACCAUCUGUAUAGGAGAACAGGGACAUGAGUCAACUGAACUACACUCCACUGUGGGAUUGUGGUAGCCUGUGGGAACUGAAAUAUUUAAUUGCCAAACUAUUUUGAUUGCCGGGUGUUUGGGGGUUUUUUGACACAGAAGGAAAAAAAAUAGAUUUUUUUCCACCAAAACCAGAUAGUUUUCACAGAAUAUUCCUGUAGGUGAAAACAUAAUUUCCUGCAGGAAAAACAGGUGGGUCAGACCAUUUUUGCCCAGCCUAUAUGCUGCCUCCAUUGCAGCCGUGUCACUUCCCAUGCAGGGGGUGGGCAGGUGCAGUCUACACCUGACCUCCUGGCUUCUGCUUCCAGCUCUGCUGCUCCCAUGCUGUGUGGUCUGUGGGCAAGUCCCUUCUCCUUAGCUGUACAGCAAACAGGGGCUAUUCCCCCCUCCCCAGCAAACAGGGGCUAUACCCCUCCCCCACAGUGGGGUGCAAAUUCAUAUAGGAAGCCCUUUGCUCAGGCAAAGUGUUAUUGUCAGAGUAGGAGAUCAAAGUUGGGGAGGAUGUGGGGGAAGCCCUGUGGCUCCCUAUAUCUCCUGCCCCCUUUCCCCCCACCCCCGCCCCAGCACUAGUUUAAGUCCAUGGUAGGAGAUGGUUGAGUAGGCCUAGCUGUGAUCUCGCUGCUAAAACCAUUCUGUUACUUUGGAUUCUUUAUGUUUUGCAAAGCCGCACGUAGUACAGGUUGGGGGCUGUGAACUAACGCUGAUAGAGGCUCGCUGCAGUAUUUCCCCUCGCGGGGCUCCUUGAUCAAACGCACUUUGAAAAUGGAUUUGCACAAGGCAAGGGGGCAGUAGCCGUUUGUGAUUCUGCUUUACGCCUGCCCGGGAAGGAUCUAGUCCUUCCAGUGUGUUACUGAGUGACUGGGGUUUUAGUGCCAUACGGUACCUCAGCACCAGCCCAGAUCUCUCCUAAGCAAUAAAGAAAAGCCUGCUGGUGGUUGGGUUUUUUCCUCUCCGCUCUGGAAACUCAGGACUGAAUUAGCUGAUCCGGGUUCCUGGUCAAGGGCUGAAAUGGCACAGAAAGGGGGCUGGAGCUCUGAUCCUGUGUGGGACCGAACCCCUGCUUAAAAGAACAGGGACUAGACUACAGCAGGGAAGCUGUAUGUACCGGUAGGAGGAAAGUUCAGCGUGCCAUGGCCUACCUCCCUGGCAUGGGAGGAGCAACGGGCUAAGGUUUGUUAAGCACUUUGCGUUUGGAGGAUGCUGUUACAAGCGGAGGAGCGGGAUGGGGCGAGGUUUUUUGGGGGGCAAAGCUGGAUUUUCCCCUUUGUCAUUUGCAUGGAGAAAAAUUCUGCAGUUUCUUGUAACAGAAAAAUGUGAAGGGCUGUUCUGUGGGAGGGAGGGCAGGCUGGGCUUGCCACAGAGCAGUUGUAGCAGGAGCUCAGAGCGAUGCUGUAGGGUUUGCUGUUCCUUGAUCUGUGUUCUACACUAAUAAUAAAUGAUGAACCUGG
Messenger RNA from Mauremys mutica (yellowpond turtle), 4954 nucleotides. RefSeq names its product cathepsin F (gene CTSF). The coding region runs from base 1 to 1428 and encodes 475 amino acids. NCBI's taxonomy places the organism in Eukaryota, Metazoa, Chordata, Testudines, Geoemydidae. Gene Ontology annotation, molecular function: cysteine-type endopeptidase inhibitor activity; cysteine-type endopeptidase activity. The transcript has 14 exons. Gene Ontology annotation, cellular component: lysosome. The record is from RefSeq and is a predicted model, not a curated record.